Aspergillus piperis CBS 112811 is the source of this 5495-nucleotide messenger RNA. Its product is annotated as putative ubiquitin-specific protease UBP12. Gene Ontology annotation, molecular function: cysteine-type deubiquitinase activity. Lineage: Eukaryota; Fungi; Ascomycota; Eurotiomycetes; Eurotiales; Aspergillaceae. The record is from RefSeq and is a predicted model, not a curated record. The coding region runs from base 1 to 4995 and encodes 1664 amino acids. The transcript is spliced from 5 exons. Gene Ontology annotation, biological process: protein deubiquitination.
AUGGGGAAUGUGUUAUCGAAGUGGAUCGCACCCCAGCCAGCAGGGGAGGCAAGUGAGAAGAAGAAAAAGGCAGGGUUGGGGCCAGGUUCCUGGCCACCAGAAACAGCCACGCCGCCCAGCCCAGAGCAGAUGCCGAUCCGCAUCGAUUCUCCCCAAAUGUUGUUAGCAUCAACCACAGAAAAAAGUUCUUCCCUCCACAUCCACCCAUCCUCUUCCUCCACUCACCAGCACCAACACCACCACCACCACCACCCCGGUCUGACCAACACCAAUCCAGUGUCGAGCUCAGUUUCCAACCCAUCCACCGUGCUACCUCGAGCUGCCACGAAACGUGCGCAGCUCACCGUCACGACGUCUUCCACAAAGCGCCGUAAAGUAGCAGAGCCUCGCAGACCAGGAUCGCUUCCGGGUUUGUCGUUCGCCUCGCAGGCCGGAAGACGUCACGGUCAUUCCUCCUCCGACAAGGCCUCGCCCUCUUCGCGCUCCUCCCGUCACCCUUCCUCUCCUUCCCGAUCGCAUCGCAGCACUCAGAGCUCCUCGGCCUCACCGCCUCCCCGCUACAUUCCCGCUCACCUGCAGGACGAAGUCCUCGCCUCUAAAUCCCACUCCACCGCUCGUUCCCCUACCCCGGACUCCGCUGGAAGUGUCCUCGACUAUCCCGCAGCCGCCUGCGCUGGCCUGACCCUCCACAGUGACCCUGCGACCGAUAUGUCCGGCUCUGACGACAAGGGAGACUCCACCCUCCCGCUUGCCGGGGCCGAUGCUCGCGAAACCUCCGCUUCGGAGAAUGAAGUGGUGAACGAUGUGGAGAUGGACUUGGUUCCGACAGAAAAGGACGACAGCCAGACCCGUUCCGACCACCCGGAUUCGAUGGAAACCACCACCACCACCUCGGGCGACGACAACGUAACCAACUCGGCGUCGGACAGUGUGUAUCCCACUCCUUCCAGCAUGUCCACCUAUACCGCCCCCACAGAGACCCGGGCCCAUUCUAAAGCAGAGGCCGGCGUUGCGUCAGCUGAUCGACCCUCUUACGAUGACCAGGUCGCACAGGUGACCCAGUUUAUGAUGCAGCCCAUGAAGGAAAAACAAAAGGGAUAUGUGGUGUCAAAUUCGUGGCUGAAGCGAGUGUACUCGCGGAGUGCUACGCAUGCCGACAAGGCCGACAAGACGGCGAUGGAGGGAGACAUCGGUCCCGUCGAUAACUCGGAUAUUGUCCUGGUCACUGACCCGGCCAACACGGGCUUCAAGGACGAGGAGGGCGAACCCUUUGUUCCUUUGAGGCCUGGCUUGGAGCUCGGCGAAGAUUUUGAGAUCAUCCCUCAGGGAGGCUGGGACCUGAUCAUGCAGUGGUAUGGUUUGGCAGAACAGUCCCCGGCCAUCGUCCGUUACGUUCACAACACCGCCGCCGUAGGCGACCAGGAGAACCUGCAAUACGAAAUCAACCCUCCGAUCUUCACAAUCUUGAAGCUCACGAACCCGUCUGCCGGCACUUCCAUCAAGACAAUGAAGGAGAAGACGAUGGCUCCAGUGAGAACCCUGGCCAGUCGGCAUACCAACUUCCAGAAGUGGCUGAAGAACGCCAAAGAACUUGCUCACAUCGACAUGUCGACCAAGGUUCGCGUUUGGAGGAUUCUGGGUGGUCUCGGUAGUGCCACGGCAUCCGCAGCAGCCACCCCAGCCGCAUCCCGCAGUGCUUCUCCAGCCCCGUCCGCCUCCCUCAUCGCCAACGCUGGAAGCAACCUCGUUCUCGACCUGAACACCUUCCUUUCCCUGUCUGAGGGGUCGCAGCGUGAGGUACUCGAUGAGCCGAAGGACCAGACGAACAAUCCCAACUACAAUGGUAAAAUGACUCUGGGCGUUGCGGGUCUCAACAGCAGCGAAAUCAUCGUAUUGGAGGAGAAGCUCCCUGGAACCAGCGGAGACUGGGUGUCGGAAGCCUCCAAGCAGACACUCAACCGUCUGGGGGUGCCAUCCGGUAACCUGAAGAACGGAGCUCCGGCAAAGGUGAAGACCAAGAGUCCUGCUACCAGCGGGCGAUCAUCCCCGGUUUCAGAGCCCAUCAGGGGACGACGCAAGGACGGGAAACCCCGCGGCUGCACUGGUCUGAGCAACCUUGGGAACACCUGUUACAUGAACUCGGCCCUGCAGUGCGUUCGCAGCGUGGAGGAAUUGACCUACUAUUUCUUGAAUGACGUUUACAAGAAGGAUCUCAACCCCAGCAAUCCUUUGGCUCACAACGGUGAUGUGGCUAAAGCAUAUGCCAACAUGUUGCGUCAGAUGUACGAUGAGGCAGGUCAAUCUUCGUUUGCGCCUCGUCAAUUGAAGCACACCAUCGGCCGUUAUGGGCCGGCCUUCUCCGGUUACGGACAGCAGGACUCCCAGGAAUUCCUUCUGUUUCUUCUGGACGGUCUCCAGGAGGAUCUCAACCGUAUCAUGAAGAAGCCCUACAUUGAAAAGCCGGACUCGACGGACGAAAUGGUGCAUAACAAGGAGGCUCUCGCGGAGUUUGCGGACAAGUGCUGGGACAUCUACAAAGCCCGCAACGAUUCCGUCAUUACCGACCUCUUUGCUGGUAUGUACAAGUCGACGCUGGUCUGCCCUGCUUGCGACAAGGUCAGCAUCAUUUUCGACCCUUUCAACAACCUGACCCUUCAGCUUCCAAUCGAGAACCUCUGGGGCAAGGAGAUUUUCUACUUCCCCUUGAACAAGAAGCCGGUCCUUGUCGAUGUCGAAAUCGACAAGAACGCCAGUGUCAAGGCGCUGAAGGAGCAGGUCGCAAAGAAAAUGGGAACCGACCCUGAGCGCCUCGUGAUGGCCGAGAUCUACAAGAACAAGUUCUACAAGAUGUUCGACAACACGAGCUCGAUUGCUGAGUGCCAGAUCAGCGGCAACGACGACAUUGGUAUCUACGAGGUCGAGUCGGUACCUACCAACUACAACCCCGACAAGCCCCAGAAGAGCUACUUCUCCUUCAGCCGCUCGGAUCAUGAGGAGAUCCCCAGUCUGGACUCGCCUCGCUCCGACCGCUUGCUCGUCCCCAUCUUCAAUCGAGUCGAGAAGAAACGGGGAAACAACCCUAAGAAUGCGCAGCGGUCGCUCUUCGGAGUUCCGUCGUAUGUGGUCAUCAACCGGGAGGAGUUUGGGGACUAUGAUACGAUCUUCCGCAAAGUCCUGUCGCAGGUCGCUUCGAUGACCACCCGUGACUUCCUGAAUGAGGAGAACACGACAGAGGUCAGCCAUGAAGACUCAGAUACCGUUAUAAUGAACGAGGAUGAUGCGGAGUCGGCUGACUCGAAGAUCAAGACCGCGUCCGUGGACGGCGAGGACGGCAUGGUCGAUGUCUCGAUGCGUGACGCAGAUGACAGUUCAAGCGAUGCUCCAGCCCGCUCCGAAAACGCUAUUCCCCCGAAUGUGCGCGGUCUUUUUGAGAUGAAGAUCAUCAAGUCGAGCAGCGAGGUUGUUCCCACUGGAUGGUCCACCGUGGAUGACCACAAGGAGUACCCCAAGAUGUCGUUCAGAAUCAAGACACCGGUGAAGAAGCAGAAACAGUCUGUGGACAGCACAAAUGGCACGGAGCAGAAGGAUGACGAGUCCGGAGAUAAGAGCUCUGACAGUGCCAGCGGUGAAUCGGCUCCUAAGCCCAAGGCUCAGGACCGGCCGAUGAUCCGCCCCGGUGAGGGUAUUGUAGUGGAUUGGACUGAGCAAGCUCACGACGCUCUUUUCGCCGGAAGCAGUCGAGACAAGAACUCCCUUCGUGGUGCGCCCACAUGGACGGACGUCGAACGUGUGCCUGACCCGGAGCUGAGCAAGCGCCGUACUCUGCGCCAGAACCGGAAGAAGCGGGGCGUGACGCUCUACGAGUGUCUGGAUGAGUUCAACAAGGAGGAGGUCCUUUCCGAGAACGAUGCUUGGUACUGCCCCCGCUGCAAGGAGCACCGUCGGGCCAGCAAGAAGUUCGAAUUGUGGAAGACCCCGGACAUUCUGGUCAUGCACCUCAAGAGGUUCAGCGCCAGCCGCGGAUUCCGCGACAAGCUGGAUGUCCUGGUCGACUUCCCUGUGGAAGGACUCGAUAUGACCGGCAGAGUUGAGUCGCCUGAAGAGGGCAAGAGUCAGAUCUACGACCUCUUCGCUGUCGACAAUCACUAUGGAGGCCUUGGUGGCGGACACUACACAGCGUACGCCAAGAACUUCUUUACCGGGCAGUGGAACGAGUACAACGAUUCUUCCGUCUCGCGACCAAUUGAUCCGCAGAGUGUGGUCACCUCAUCGGCGUAUCUGCUGUUCUACCGGCGCCGAUCCGACCGGCCACUGGGCGGCAAGGUGCUGGAGGAGAUCACGGAAGCGUCGACACGGCCGAACAGCGACGUGGACUCGCAGUCCGAGUCUCGCGGACAGUCGCCGUCGGGGGAAGGCCGGCGUCUCGGCGGCUCCUCCCGCAAUGGGUCGUCGAGCGCCUUAACCGGAGUCGGAGCAGCUCACCAAUCGGGAGAUGGUGGUUUGCCAACUGGAACCCAAACGAAGAGCGGGGAUGAUGACUGGCCGCCGGGCUACACCAACGUCCCGUCAUUUGGCGAGCAGAGCCUAGAUCGCGCGACGCAAUCGGAAGGUAUGAAUUUCGAAGAUGAGGAGAUUGGCGGGGGCACGCAGCCCAGCCCGUUCCACCCUCAGGACGACACACCCUCGUGGUCGUUCAGUCGCGCCACAGAUGCUCACGGCCCUUCACAGAUGACCACAGUUUCAACUGACGACGAGGAUCUACUCGACGAUGACGCGAGCAACCGGGCGGUAGACGACGGCGACGUCAGCGACCCGGACCUUCGGAUGGCCUCUUUGAUGGACAGUCCACGCGGGGCCGCCUAUCCAGGUACCCCGAUGGAGGAGACGUCAUUCCCGGACAUUUCGGCAUUCGCAGCGGACGGCGAAGAUGAUGAGGAGGAUGAGUUGCCGGUGGUAGAACUCCAAGUGCAUGAUGAGGACCAGACACUGCCGUAGACAAGGGGGAUGAUUCUCCCAAUCUCUCUUACUGUCUUUUGGAAAUGUGCAACGAAUGAUUACAGGUGUUUAGAUCGCCUCACAGGGGAUGGCGAUAAUGAUCUUUCGCAGAGUGGAUGAUGAUUUCGAGGAAUGAAGUCGACGACUCCCUUAUAAUAGCCAUGGUGUUUUGUUUUCUACGCAGCCCGGGAAUAGAGAGGGCCGUGGAUGGUUGCAUGCAUUUUUACGGGAUCGGAUGGCGGGUGCCGUCCUGCAUUACAUGUAUUUUCGGAGCAGCUGGAGAUGUUUUCAAGCAAAAAAAGGGGUGUUGAGUGAGGUGAUGUUUUGCAGAGGGAUGAUAUGGGGAUGAUGAGUGUGUAUGGAUGAACCACGUGGGAGGUCAUGGCGAGUCACACGCAUGUGGCCGCUGUCAUGCGAUGCUGCAAUGCGAGGCUACUGCUAAAUAUAUACUACUACUUUCAUACCAGCCAGGCCAUAGAAUUCAAGUUAUGUGGUCUUUU